CCGUAUGGCGUGAUUAAUAUUCAUGAGCCUUCGUUCGCUUCAGCAGGAUUCGUCAUUUCCCAAAGCGGCAGGCUUGAGCUGAGCGAGGAUCACACAGAAACAGCCGAACAUCACAUCAAAAGAUGAAAAUGUAGACAUUUAUCAGAAGAUGCGCAUGUUGGAGACGUAACACACCAUCAAUCGAUGACGAUGGAAGACGGACUGGUGUCCGAAGACGAUAUAUUGCUUCGUUCAGAGAAGGAGUUUCAUGAUGCUGCGAAGAGGAAUGACACUGACAGAAUGGAGGAGCUGAUAAGAAGAGGAGUGGACGUCAAAGUCAAAAAUAAGAUGGACCGUAAGGCCCUGCACUGGGCAGCUGGAGCUGGCAGUGAACAGGCACUGCGUCUGCUGCUAGACCAUGACAUGGAUGUGGAUGAAAUGGACAGCUUCGGUAUGAACGCUCUGCUCUUGGCGGCGUGGUUUGGUCACCUGUCAAUCCUAAAGAUCCUUGUCUCAAUCGGGGCGAAGCUCACCUCUGAAAACAAAAAUGGCUUGAAUCUUUUGCACUGUGCUGCUCAGAGGGGUUACAUCAGUAUUCUGGAGUACAUCAUGGAAGAUCUGGAAAACGUGCAGCUUAAUAAAGUUGACAAGUCAGGUAAGACGGCGUUUCAUUUAGCCGCAGAGCACGGACACCUGGAGGUGGUGGAGUUUCUCAUCGGUAUGGGCUGUGCUCAUGAUCUCAAGGACAAGGAGGAGAACACUGCCCUGAAUUUGGCAGCUAAGCAAGGCCACAGCGACGUCCUACAGAAGAUUAUGGAGACCGGGGAGAACAUUGAUGAAAGAAACAUUGACGGCAUGACGGCUUUACAUUUGGCAGCUGAAGGGGGUCAUUAUGAGUGUAUCCGACUAUUGCUGGAGGCUGGAUGCAAUGUCAAUGAACUUACUCAUAGCAACAAAACGGCUCUUCAUCUGGUGGCCCAGCACGGCUCGGGCAAAGAGGUCAGACUGCUGAUACAGGCUGGGAUCAGUCUGGAUUCAGUAGACACACAACAUAUGUCAGCUCUCCACCUGGCAGUACUCAACAACUCCACAGAAAUAGUGAAGGAUCUUAUCAAUGCGGGAUGCGACCUGGACAUCUUUGACAAUCGGCUUCAAACUGCUUUGCACAUUGCAGCAGAACACGGUCGGCAGAACAUCGCUGAGAUGAUCCUGAUUUCUGGAGUCAACCUCAAUCUAGUCGACAAGCAGGGGAAGACAUCACUUGAUGUCGCAGCACGAGCCAACCAUGUGAAUGUUGUUGACAUGAUUAUCAAAGCUGACAGAUUUUACAAAUGGGAAAAGGAAAAUGUGACGAGUGACUCUGACUCUCUGGUGGGAACAAGUCUUACCUUUAAGCAGGACCAUCAACAGGAGACACAACAUAUCCGAUCCGUCCUAUGGAAACUUUCCAGCAAGUAUCUCAAACCAGGCGAGUGGAAAACACUGGCUCGGCACUGGAAGUUCUCCGAUGCACAUAUUCGAUCCAUAGAACACCAGUGGACAGGUACAAAGAGCUACAAGGAGCACGGGCACAGAAUGCUGCUCAUCUGGCUGCACGGAGUGAUCGCCGCUGGAGAAAACCCCAUCAAGGGCUUGUACGAAGGUCUGAUGGGAAUCUCAAGGAUCGAUCUGGCAGCAUGCGACAGCAGGCAAAUGCGGAUCCGUCUUCUGUUAAAACAUGCUCUGCAAUGUGAAGAGAGAGUCAUUGAGAAAAGCCUGGAUUGAGCUGGAGAUUGCUUUUGAAGCACAGAGGACUUGAGAAGCACAAAUACUCCCUUAAAUACAACCUCAGUGACGUGACUGAGAGGAAAACAUUGCCUGUUCACAACAAGAGCAUUUAUUCACAGCAAACCAGACUUUGGAUUGAAACACGUUUCUGUGGAACCAUUAACACUGAGAAAAAUGCAUCCGGAUAUUGUUCCUUUUCUUUGUGGAAAAACUCACAAAAUGUGAACGUUUUGGUCAAGCUGGAAGAAUUGUUUAUGAAUUUCUGAUUCAUUCUGCAUGUCUUUCUGUCCUUUAUUUAUUUGUAAAAGCAGUUUUUCUGCUAUAAUAGUUAUUUUAAAGAAUAGAAUCAAAUCUAAUGCUAACACAGAUGCGAUACCCAGGAUACUGGGAAACAUAUUUUAUGUGUUUAAAUGUGUCUAAUGUGCAGAACUGUUUGAGUCCCUCCUGACUGAUCACUCUGUUGACUAUGGGAUUCUCCAGACUGAAAUGCCUGAACUUUUGUUUAUUGUGCAAACAUUGUUAUAUGAUUGUGGGACAAAAAAGAGAAGAUUGUGGUAUGAAAUUAAGAGAAUAAACCACUGCAGUAUUUUAUGCAAAUUAUGGCUUGAUUAACAAUACUGAUUUCUCAAUUUUAAUCAUUCUCCUUUUGAUAUCCAUUCACUAAGCCGUAUUUGUUGCGCGCCUCUCAUCCAAUAACUUGCAAAAAGCUUUGUGUUUUGUUACUUACAUAUAAAACAAAGUCUCAGAUUUCAAAUUAUGUCUAUUUUAUUAUGAAAUGUGGCGUGACAGAUUGCUGUAGUUCAAGCGAUGAACCGAUCAUCAGAAGGUAAGAUACUGAAAUGUCAUUGUUCAGUGUUUCAACAGCGGAAAGACAUCAAUAAAACAGCUUGUAAACAAUA
Megalobrama amblycephala (Wuchang bream) is the source of this 2645-nucleotide messenger RNA. RefSeq names its product ankyrin repeat and death domain containing 1A (gene ankdd1a). Gene Ontology annotation, biological process: signal transduction. Gene Ontology annotation, molecular function: protein binding. The transcript is spliced from 15 exons. NCBI's taxonomy places the organism in Eukaryota, Metazoa, Chordata, Actinopteri, Cypriniformes, Xenocyprididae. The record is from RefSeq and is a predicted model, not a curated record. The coding region runs from base 184 to 1743 and encodes 519 amino acids.